Anopheles gambiae (African malaria mosquito) is the source of this 2189-nucleotide messenger RNA. RefSeq lists its product as uncharacterized. The coding region runs from base 135 to 1625 and encodes 496 amino acids. The transcript is spliced from 4 exons. The record is from RefSeq and is a predicted model, not a curated record. Lineage: Eukaryota; Metazoa; Arthropoda; Insecta; Diptera; Culicidae.
UCUUUCGCGCCUUUUCACUCUUGACACCAAGGAAGCGUUGAACCAUUUCGGCUGUCAUUACAUUUGUGGGUUGCGUUUGAUCAGUUGUGUUCGCUUGUAUUAACACCAAAAGCUAAAACCAAAUUAUUUUCAAAAUGUCGAAUAUGAAACGUGCUAGGAAGACAGGAAAUAUUUAUCAUCGGGCGAAUAAAUAUUCGAUAUUGAGUCCAUCACGCCAAGACCAGCAGGAGGCAAGCUCAAGUCGACACAACGUAGAGGAAUUUAGUGCCGCAUAUGAAUGGCAAAAUGAAUAUGAUGAUGCAAUGGAGGAUGGCCAUCAGGAUACCGUGCAGCACGAUGAAGGGGAUUCUGUGCAGGAUGGCGAUGCAAACUUCACGGAUGAUAGCGAUGUCGAAGCUGGUAGUGCGUUAAAUAUUGAUAAUAUGUCUAUAGAGGAUGGGAUACGAUAUUGGGCACUAUCGAAUAAUCAAACCCAUCAGUCGAUAAAUAUGGUGCUGCGUCUGUUCAAAAAAACAGGCGUGAAAGUACCGGCAUCUGCUAAAACGCUGCUUAAAACUAAACGAAAUCCAUCAUCGGAGAUAAAGGAUAUCGAUGGUGGACAAUUUUGGUAUCGAGGAUUCAGAAGUUGCCUAUUAAAUUACUUCCGAUCAGUAAAGGUACCUCCGAAAUAUAUUACUUUAACAUUGUCGAUUGAUGGAUUGCCUCUACAUAAUAGCAGUAAUAUGCAAUUUUGGCCGAUAUUGUUCAAAAUCGAAGAACUCCCACAAGCUCCAGUUAUGGCAGCUGCAAUUUUUUGUGGAUUUCAGAAACCAAACAAUAUAGAAGAAUUUCUUCGACCAGCCGUUGAUGAGCUAAACCUCCUAAUGGCGAAUGGUAUCAUCAUUCACGGAAAGAAAGUUGUUGUGAAAAUGCGUGCUAUUGUUGCAGAUACUCCUGCCAGAGCUUUUAUUAAAGGUGUAAAAGGGCAUACCGGCUAUAACGCCUGUUUAAAAUGCACCGUUGAAGGGAAUCAUAGCGAGGCUGGACACACCAUCGUUUAUGCAAAUGAUUCAAAUGCAAGAAAACGAACAAAUGAAAAAUUCCGUAAAUAUGAAUAUCCAGGACAUCAAAUAACAACAACACCCCUAUGUCAAUUGAAUAACUUUGACAUAGUGCAGCAUGUAACCAUUUCAGAUCUGUUGCACUUGUUUCAUCUAGGGAUAAUGAAGAGAUUAAUUAUAGGAUGGCGUGAUGGAAAGCUAGGUAAGAGAGCAUGGUCCCAAGAGCAAUGCCAAAAGAUAUCCGCUGCUUUAUUAAAGAUUAAUCUUCCUUCGGAAAUGCAUCGCAAAUUACGUUCCAUAAAAUAUGCGAAUUUUUGGAAAGGAGUAGAGUUUGGAUAUUUUUUAAACUACGCGGGACUUGUUGUGUUGAAGCCACAUUUGCCAAAUGAGUUGUUUAACCAUUUUAUGUUGCUAUUUUGUGCUGUAACAUUGCUUUCGUCAAAUGUCUACAAGACGAAGUGGAAGGUGGCUGGGCAACUGCUAGACAAAUUUGUAAAAGAUUUUGAAACUUUGUAUGGUGAACGUUAUAUUAGCAGCAAUGUUCACAACCUACGUCAUGUUCUUGAAGAAGUAGAGCAUUUUUAAUCGUUGUGGUCUAUAUCCACGUAUGUAUUCGAAAAUUAUUUACAGUUUUUGAAGCGCUUGCUGCGAAGCGGGUGGAAAAAUUUAGAGCAGGCCAUAAAUCGACUGUACGAAAUGGAUGAAAUGAACAUGCAGCAUGCAUCAAAUCAAUCCAAUAGCAAUUAUCCAACUGUAAAGCAGCGCGGUAAUGUUUCAACACUUAACAUUAAUUCUAAUUUUCUACUACAGAAUAACACCCGAAAUGGCUGGUUCUUGACAAAGAACGAUCACAUAGUGAAGUUCCAAAGUGCCACAAAAGAAUAUUUAAAUGGUAGCGAGAGAAUUCGUAUUACUGGUAAAAAGAUAAAUGUGAAAGGCUUAGUUUUCAACGAACCAUUUGAGUCAAGCAAAAUUUUUGUUUUCAAAGGAUGCGUUAAUACGUUAUCUGAAACAUGUGAAGACUUCGGGUUAAAUGAUAUUAAAUGCAAAUUUGUAGCAUUGCCCACAUCGCGAAAAGAGGAAUUAAUUUUUGUUCCUGUAAUACAUACGCUUGUUGAAUAAAAUAAAAACAUAACAAAUAAAGUGAAA